This is a messenger RNA of Endocarpon pusillum Z07020, 1260 nucleotides long. RefSeq lists its product as uncharacterized. The transcript is spliced from 5 exons. NCBI's taxonomy places the organism in Eukaryota, Fungi, Ascomycota, Eurotiomycetes, Verrucariales, Verrucariaceae. Bases 1 to 1260 code for a protein of 419 amino acids. The record is from RefSeq and is a predicted model, not a curated record.
AUGGCAGCUCCGUCUAUCUCCCCAGCGCCAGAGCAGAUCCAAGUGCUUCUCAAUGGGCCAGCUGCACCACCGCCCGCUGGGGUUUCGCCCAAUUUUGAUAACCCAGCAAAUUUACAUUCAGUUAUCAUUCCCAUCUUGAGUCUCUGUCUGCUGCUUGCCACUCUGGCUGUUCUCGCUCGCGCGUACACCAAGUUGCUCAUUAUGCGGUCUAUAGCAUAUGAGGACUAUUUGAUUGUGGUUGCUUGGGUGGGCUUACUUGGGUUUACUGCGCCUUCAGUGUGCGAUUUCACACUCGGUGAAGGAAUCCACAUGUGGGACAUCAAGCUGAAGGACUUCUUUAUAUUACUCUAUUGGUUCAACGUUACAGCCAUUCUUUAUGGUGUGAUCGUCUGCUUGAUAAAGGUUUCCAUCUUGCUACAAUUUCUAAGAAUCUUCGUCCCAAUCCGAAAAGAGAAUAUGCUACUGUUCGUGGCCAUUCAUUUCCUGAUCUGGACUAUUGUAUUGUUUUAUUCCAUCGGUACUGGUUUCGACAUAUUCCUAUGCAGCCCACGUGAAAAGAUUUGGAAUCCAUUGAUGACCACCGGUCGCUGUUUUGACACCACUAUUUUGUAUCAAGCCAGCGGCUUGUUCAAUAUCAUAUCCGACUUCUUAAUUCUACUUCUUCCCAUGGCACCUAUAUGGAAAUUGAAGAUGCCGUUAAAAAAGAAGAUCUUGAUGAUAGCCAUCUUUGCAACAGGGCUCUUCGCUUGUCUAACAUCGAUUCUGCGUACAUAUUAUACCUCCAAAAUCGUAUCAUCGCCAGAUAUCACCUACAACGUGAUUAUCAUGGGUCUCUGGACAUGGGCUGAAAUAACAACCGGCAUAAUUGUCAGCUGCCUGCCGGUCAUUCCAAGAUUCUUCCAACAUGUUGGUCCUAAAGUCUCUCAGACUCUCCUCUCAUCUAAGUCUAGCUUGGAGACUAAGCCAGUGCUAAAGCCAGGAGCAACUGAUACCAAAAAGCAGAUAGAAAUCUCAGUCCUUGGCAACCGAUGGUCGAAUGAGUACAAUAGUGAGAACACCAGCUUGGAGAUUUGGAAUGGUUCCAAAAGCCCACCCGGUCACCAGCGGAGGGACUACAUCGUGCUGGACGAGCAUGAUAUAGCACGUUCACAGAACGACCCAAUUGAUCAGCUACAUCAAGCGCUAGCCCUUAUAGGCGCUCCGAGGCGAGGUGAUCUGGAAACUGGUCACUACGCAGCUCAAGACCGUGAGGGCCAGUAA